AUGUCUGUAUCAGCCGUUGCUCCAAGAAGAAAACGUCUUUCCGAGGGUUUAACCGUGACCCAAAAGGUUUUUGUCAGAUCUCGUAACGGUGGUGCAACUAAGAUCGUCAGAGAACAUUAUUUAAGAAGCGAUAUCCCAUGUCUUUCUAGAUCAUGUACUAAAUGUCAAGAUAUUGUUGUGCCAGAUGCUCAAAAUAACCUGCCCAAAUUUGUCCUUUCGGAAUCGCCACAAGUAUUGCCAAAGCCUAUUGGGAAGCACUAUGUAGUAUUGGAUACCAAUAUUGUCCUACAGGCAAUUGAUCUGUUGGAAAAUCCUGACUGUUUCUUCGAUGUGAUUGUUCCUCAGAUUGUCCUUGAUGAAGUAAGAAAUAGAUCAUACCCGGUAUACACAAGAUUAAGAACCCUUUGUAGAGACAGUGAUGAUAAGAAACGUUUUGUUGUGUUCCAUAAUGAAUUCAGUGAAAACACUUUUGUAGAAAGAAAGAAAGAUGAAACCAUUAACGAUAGAAAUGAUAGGGCAAUUAGAAAGACUUGCAAGUGGUAUGCAAACCAUCUAAAGGAAUAUGGAAUCAGCGUAAUUUUGGUAACCAAUGAUAGACUGAAUAGAAACGCAGCUACAAGCGAUGAUGAUAUUAUUACUAAGAGUUUAUUCCAAUAUGUUGAUUUAUUACCAAACUCAAAUGAAAUUAAGGAUUUGAUUCCUAAUUUGGAGGCAGCUAAUGAAGCCAAUACUAAAGAGGAAGACAAAGAGGACAUAUCUGAAUUCAACUUUUCUGAAUAUUAUCCAACUGCGAGAAUUAUGGGUGGUUUAAAGAAUGGUGUUUUAUAUCAAGGUAAUAUCCAAAUAUCAGAAUAUAAUUUCUUGGAAGGUUCGGUAUCAAUCCCAGGAUUUUCCAAACCAGUUCUAAUCGUGGGUGAGAAAAACUUAAACAGAGCUUUCAACGGUGAUCAAGUUGUGAUAGAAUUGUUACCUCAAACUGAAUGGAAGGCCCCAUCCACUAUCGCUUUAGAUUCUGAGCAUUUCAAUGUGAAUGAUAAUCCGGAUGCCCAGGAUGAGGAUGAACCUUCCAAUGCUACAUCUAUUAUAUCAGAUACUCAACGUCGUCUAUUGGCUAAGGAUGCUAUUCAGGCACAGAAGGCAAAGAAAGUGCAACCAACAGCAAGAGUCGUUGCCAUCCCAAGAAGAUCGUGGAGGCAAUAUGUUGGUCAAAUUGCUCCAAAUUCUGUUGAUUUACAAACUGGUGGUACACAAAAUGUCUUUGUCAUCCUUAUGGAUAAGUGUUUACCAAAAAUUAGAAUCCGUACAAGAAGAGCAAAAGAAUUAUUGGAUAAGAGAAUCGUCAUCUCAGUGGACUCAUGGCCUACAACUCACAAGUACCCAUUAGGUCAUUUUGUUAGAGAUUUGGGUGGUAUUGAAACUGCUCAAGCAGAAACGGAAGCUUUGUUACUGGAACAUGAUGUGGAAUAUAGACCUUUCUCCAAGAAGGUUCUAGAAUGUUUACCAGCAGAGGGGCACGAAUGGAAGGCUCCAGAAGUGUUAACUGAUCCUGUUGAAAUAGCGAAGGAUCCUUUAUUGGUAAGAAGAAAAGAUCUCAGAGAUAAAUUAAUCUGUAGUAUUGACCCUCCCGGAUGUGUCGAUAUUGAUGAUGCUUUGCAUGCCAAGAGAUUACCAAAUGGUAACUGGGAAGUUGGUGUUCAUAUUGCGGAUGUUACCCAUUUUGUGAAACCAGGUACUGCCUUAGAUGCAGAAGGUGCCUCUAGAGGUACUUCUGUUUAUCUUGUUGACAAACGUAUAGAUAUGUUGCCAAUGUUGCUGGGUACUGAUUUAUGUUCAUUGAAACCUUAUGUUGAUAGAUUCGCAUUUUCAGUCCUCUGGGAAUUAGAUGAAAAUGCUGAUAUCGUAAAUGUCGAUUUUACCAAAUCAGUAAUCAAAUCUAGGGAGGCAUUCUCUUACGAACAAGCUCAGCUAAGGAUUGACGAUGCUUCUCAAACGGAUGAUUUGACCCAAGGGAUGAGGGCAUUGUUACAGUUGUCCAUAAAAUUGAAACAAAAAAGAUUGGAUGCAGGUGCUUUAAAUUUGGCAUCCCCAGAGGUGAAAGUUCACAUGGAUAGUGAAACUUCUGAUCCUGGUGAAGUUGAAAUAAAGAAAUUGUUAGCCACGAAUUCUCUUGUUGAAGAAUUUAUGUUGUUAGCAAAUAUUUCUGUGGCUAGAAAAAUUUAUGAUGCCUUCCCACAAACUGCAAUGUUGAGAAGACAUGCAGCUCCUCCCUCCACCAAUUUUGAAUUGUUAAACGAAAUGUUACACCAAAGGAAAAACAUGUCUAUCUCGUUAGAAUCAUCCAAGGCAUUGGCUGAUUCUCUAGAUCGUUGUGAGGAUCCUAAAGAUCCAUAUUUCAACACAUUGGUGCGUAUCAUGUCUACUCGUUGUAUGAUGGCAGCACAAUAUUUCUACUCUGGUGCAUAUUCAUAUCCUGAUUUCAAGCAUUAUGGUCUUGCAGUGGAUAUAUAUACUCAUUUUACAUCACCCAUUAGACGUUUUUGUGAUGUUGUUGCUCAUAGACAAUUGGCUGGUGCCAUUGGUUAUGAACCUUUGGAUUUGAGCCAUAGGGAUAAGAAUAAGAUGGAUAUGAUUUGUAGGAAUAUAAACAGAAAGCAUAGAAACGCUCAAUUUGCCGGAAGAGCUAGUAUUGAAUAUUAUGUUGGACAAGUUAUGAGAAAUAAUGAAUCUACAGAAACUGGGUACGUGAUAAAAGUAUUCAACAAUGGUAUUGUUGUUUUGGUUCCUAAAUUUGGUGUAGAAGGCCUGAUAAGAUUAGAGAAUUUAACUAAUGAUAGCAAUGGUGCUCAUUUUGAUGAAGUGGAAUUCAAGUUAACUUUUACCCAGAAGGAUAGUGGGAAGGAAAGAGUCAUUUAUGUUUUUGAUAAAGUAGAAGUUCAAGUUAAGUCUGUCCUGGAUCCUGUGACAAGUAAGCGUAAGGCAGAAUUAUUAUUAAAGUGA
Naumovozyma castellii is the source of this 2997-nucleotide messenger RNA. RefSeq names its product exosome catalytic subunit DIS3 (gene DIS3). The coding region runs from base 1 to 2997 and encodes 998 amino acids. The transcript has a single exon. The record is from RefSeq and is a predicted model, not a curated record. Lineage: Eukaryota; Fungi; Ascomycota; Saccharomycetes; Saccharomycetales; Saccharomycetaceae.